Messenger RNA from Bombyx mandarina (wild silkworm), 2900 nucleotides. It is a transcript of the gene omd, whose product is annotated as integrator complex subunit 5 omd. The record is from RefSeq and is a predicted model, not a curated record. Gene Ontology annotation, biological process: snRNA 3'-end processing. NCBI's taxonomy places the organism in Eukaryota, Metazoa, Arthropoda, Insecta, Lepidoptera, Bombycidae. Gene Ontology annotation, cellular component: integrator complex.
UUGAAUUUGUUGUCUAGUAUUUUAUUUUGAUGAUAUUAUAAACGGAAUUAUAUCGGAGAUAAUGAACACCUCCAGCAAGUCCACUGCACUAUCUGCAGAUUUAAAUAAUUUUGUAUACGGUGUUUCAAGACGAAACACUCAAAGUACCCCGGAGCUUACUAAAACUGGUAUAAGUUUGUUAAAAACCUUUCCGGCGGCAAGGGACGCUGUGUUAGAGUUUUUCUCGAUUGUGUUUCAAGAAGCCGUUAACGUUGCCAUCAGUCAAACUGACUAUGAAGCUGAUCCAAAUGCAAAUAGUCUUUUGGAGAGUGUCAGUAUGAUCGGACCUGAGCUAUGCAAUCUCGGAGAGUCAUGGGCACCUUUCAUAGCACCAUGGUGUGUCAAUUUGAUAAUUGACAUUUCCACUAACAAGUCCAAUGUGCCAAACUCCACCCUCCAGAGUGCCGAACCUGUCAGGGUGCUGUUGGAUAUAACAACACAAAAUUUAACUUUAUUAGGUCCAGAGGAAAAAGCUACAUGCAUUGAUAUGAUGCUUGAAUCUCGUUGGUGCGGCUGGGCUGUGGGUCGCGUGGUGAGGGCGGAGGCCGGGCUGGUGGCUCUAGUGGCUCCGCGGGCGCUGGCUCUGGGCGCAGACGCGGCGCGUGCGUUGCUAGCCCAGCUGGCGCACCACGCACCCGCACUCGCGCACCUAAAACGAGCACUACAAACUUUAUUUCACGAAGUGAUAAGGGAGGACAGUAUGCCGGAGAGUAAGCGUGACGUCAUACCGUAUCUACUGAAUUUAGCUUCGAAGUCCGAUGUAGUCCUGAAAGCCUUCACGCAAGAUAUAGAACAAACGCUGUCGGAUGAGGUGGUGCGUCGUCUGGGCGCGGUGUGCGGGGGCGGGGCGCGGUGGGAGGGCGCGGCGCCGGCGUCGCUGGUGCAGCUGUUGAUGCGGACGGACGCCAGGUGUCUGCUGCUGCUCCUCAGACACGCUCGGAACUACCAGUUCUGCAGGCAGUUGCUUGAGCACCUCCUACAGAAGCUAGAAUACGAAUGUCUAUUCCCGGACAAAACUAUACCGCUGUUGACGAGCGCCGCUGAGGAGAUACACAUGAUCCGGGAGAAGCUGCUGGAUGGGAAUCAGCUGGAGAAGUAUUCACUCGCGCGACUGCUCAUCCUGAUUUGCUACAACCAGCCCUCGGAGUUCGUAUCGACCAUAAGCUACCUGCUGCAGUACAGCCGCGACGACGCGACCCUGGCGCUGCUGGUGCGCAUCAUGUCCGGCACCGCCUCCAUGCACGCGCCCAACGACACCCCCGACCUCAGCACCGACACCGAGCGGUACCAGGAUUUCAUCAGGACGGGCGUGGAGCACGCUCUCAGGGACGCCGCCAUGUCCGACACGCAGAUAAAGAGGUGCUUCAUCGAGGGAAACGUUCCUAAGGAUCAAAAGACGUACAUGCAUUAUUUUUGUCUGAACAUCAUUAAGCUGUUGAGAUGGGAGAGCUCGAAGCGCGUGUCGCAGCUGCGCGGGCGGGCGGUGGGGCGCGCGGUGCAGGCGAGCCUGUACCGGCUGGGCGCGGCGCUGCAGCACUACGCGGCGCUGCUGCGCGACCCGCAGCUGCACCACUGCACCAUGAGGUCGCUCAACGAGAUGCCCACGUGCCACGUUCUCGCCGAGGUACUAGACAGAGUGGACAUGUCCGGCACGAAGGGCCCGCCGCCGAGCGUCGAGAGUGUGCUCAAAGUCGUACAAGCGACCGUCAAAUAUUUCUUCAGGUGCAUCCACGAGCCAGACGUAAUGAACAAAGUCCGGGGCACACAGACCGCGUGCCGACUGCUCCGCAAGCUGUGCGGCCACAGCAAGCUGGCCCGCGCCGUCGGCCUGCGCGACCUGCUCGAGGCCGCCAUGUUCCGCGAGGAGCGCGCCUUCGGGACCCGCGCCGAGCCCCGCGCACCCGACGCCGACGACCUCCUCAUACACUUGAACCAAAAACACGGCCCGAUCACGCAACUGACGCAGAGCCACACGUCAGUGUUCCACGCGGGCAUCAUCGGUAAAGGAGUUAGGAAGAAGAGUUCCCACGACGAGAACGCACUGCCGCCGAUACUCACCACCAACAACGAGCUGCUAAUGGGCGCGCUGAUGGCUUGUAUGGACGGGAACAGCGGUGUGGUGGAAGGCGCGACCUCCGUGGCGCUGUUGCUGGUGGAGCUGGUGUCUCCCGACGUCAUGUACAACGGCCUGCCGUGGCCCGACGAGGACUUUACCAAGCAAGUGAGCAUCGAGCGCGAGCUGUACAUGCGCGCGGCGCUGGAGGCCAGCCCCGUGUGCCGCGCGGCGCUGCGGCGCUGCGGCGGCGCCCGCCCCGCGCUGUGCCUCGCCUCCGCGCUGCUGCGCGCCGCCGCCGCCACGCUGCUGCACCGCCUGCGCGCCCUGCUAGAUCGCCACACGCAUUCGCCUGAAGUGGAACGCGAGCGAGCUACAUUAACAGAGCUGUUGUCUACAAUGACCCUGGGGCAACUGUUACCGCAUCCGCUGAGUCAUAUGUUGGAAUUAGCGCCUGAGCUUACUCCGAACGAGAUUGUACAAGUACUGCGUGACUGUUUGUGGAACUACACACGGGAUCACGUCCCGUCGCCUGCUUUAUUUACGUGUGAUGCUACAGGCUUGCACUGGCGCGAUCCGUCAUCUUGCAAACCACCGGCCAUCUAUACGGAUACUUUGAGGAUUAUAAUACAGAAAAGAAUAGCGAAAUUGGGACAUUUGUAUCCAAUAAUGUUUUUGAAUCUUGAAAAGGAAAGCAGUAAUUAAUAUCUCAGGGCACUAAAUUGUUGUUUUUUUUAAAAAUAAUAUUGUACUACCAACUUGCUCGAGAUUGCCUGUGUACAUAAUGUAAAUAAUUUAUUAAUUAAAG